Messenger RNA from Rasamsonia emersonii CBS 393.64, 846 nucleotides. RefSeq lists its product as uncharacterized. Gene Ontology annotation, molecular function: oxygen binding; heme binding. The transcript is spliced from 3 exons. Bases 1 to 846 code for a protein of 281 amino acids. NCBI's taxonomy places the organism in Eukaryota, Fungi, Ascomycota, Eurotiomycetes, Eurotiales, Trichocomaceae. The record is from RefSeq and is a predicted model, not a curated record.
AUGUCGAUCGAAAAGACCUCUACACAAAUCUCGAGGCUCGAAUCCAGUAUCUGCAUACCUUUCUCGACUUCAGCUCAAGUUACUAACGACCAUCUAGGAGACAUCGAGGCCCUCAUCACCGGCUCCAAAUACAUCAAGGCGUUGAUCCCUGCCGUCGUCAAUGUCGUGUACAAGAAGCUGCUCCAAUAUGACAUCACCGCCAGAGCGUUCCAGACAAGGAGCACCAGUUUCGAGGGUCCCCUGGACGAGUUCCCGGACGAGAACAGUCCCCAGAUCAUGCAUCGCAAGAUGUUCCUGAGAGGGUAUUUGAACCGAUUGUGUUCGGACCCCAGCCAGAUGGAAUUCUGGGAGUAUCUCGACAAGGUUGGGAUGAUGCACGUCGGUCGCGGACGAGAACACCCCCUGCACGUCGAAUACAUCCACAUUGGCGCCUGUCUGUCCUUCAUCCAGGACGUCUUCACGGAAGCCAUCCUCUCGCAUCCGCGCCUCGAUCUCUCCCGCAAGAUCGCACUCGUCAAGGCGCUUGGGAAAGUCAUCUGGAUCCAGAACGACCUCUUUGCCAAGUGGUAUGUGCGAGAUGGGCAGGAGUACGCCGAUGAACGACGGGACCAGCAGGUCGUGGUCGAAAGGGAGGGCUAUCUGCACGGAAAGAAGAUCAUUCACGAAGACAAUGAUCCAGAUCCAAGCCCGGAAGGCUCAUCAUCAGACACACAGACACCUUCAACCGGCGAAGCACGUGGCUCGUGUCCCUUCUCGGGCAUGACAGUCGCCGCAGUCACCACGCCCAAGGACUCGGAAAAGGAACAGCAAGAAGCAAUCACCACGAAGGAGAUCAAUGCUGUGUAA